This is a messenger RNA of Camelina sativa (false flax), 819 nucleotides long. The record is from RefSeq and is a predicted model, not a curated record. Lineage: Eukaryota; Viridiplantae; Streptophyta; Magnoliopsida; Brassicales; Brassicaceae.
GAUUACAGAGAUGUGGUAAGAGUUGUAGAUUGAGAUGGAUGAAUUAUCUAAGACCAGAUCUCAAAAGAGGCAAUUUCACUGAAGAUGAAGACGAACUCAUCAUCAAGCUCCAUAGCUUGCUCGGUAACAAAUGGUCAUUGAUAGCUGGGAGAUUACCAGGAAGAACAGACAACGAGAUCAAGAACUACUGGAACACUCACAUCAAGAGGAAGCUUCUCAGCCGUGGGAUCGAUCCAAACACUCACCGUCUCAUCAACGAAUCUGCUGCAUCAUUAGUUGUAUUGCCUCCGUCUUCGUCGUCUCUUCAAAACGAUGUCGUCGUUGAGCCUUUGCGUCUCGAUUUCGCCGGACCGGUUAAACCGGAACCGGUACAAGGGGAAGAGAUCUCUGGUAUUCAUAAUAACAAUAAUUGCACGAGCAGUGGAACGACGUCGGAGAAAGAUUUUGGGAACGAGAACGAUUGGGUGCUCAACUUGGAGCUCUCUGUCGGACCAGCUGCGACGCGUUAUCAUCAUCGGUACGAGUCGACCACCCGGAAGGUGAGUGUUGUUGAUUCGGCUGAGUCGAAUAGACGGUGGGGGUCCGAGUUGUUCGGAGGAGCUCAGAGCGAUGCGGUGUGUUUGUGUUGUCGGGUUGGGUUGUUCCAUAAUGAGUCGUGUCGGAAUUGUCGGAAUUGUCGUAAUUCUGAUGUUAGAAUUCAUUAGUGUUUUUAUUUUAUUUUACAUUUGUUAUGUAACGCAUCAAAAAGCAAGAAGAUUAGGAUAAAAAUUUAUUUGAUGACAAAUGAAUAGAGCUGUCUCAAACUAUAGUUUCAGAUUA